Molecule: messenger RNA, 2637 nt
Organism: Suillus plorans
Lineage: Eukaryota; Fungi; Basidiomycota; Agaricomycetes; Boletales; Suillaceae
Exons: 1
Coding region: 283-2349 (688 amino acids)
Source: RefSeq, a predicted model, not a curated record
GCCCAUCUAAUUAUUAUCAUUCAAGGUACACUCGUUGGGCUCUGGGAAGGAUUUGUACUCUCACAUUUCCUCCAUAAAAAUCCGCGAAAUCCUAAUGAUGCUUAUCUUGCCCUUGCGACUCGGUUCGUUAUCGACUUUUUGCUCACGAACUCGCUAGUUCGUUUUGCCCUCACUGGCGCAUGGACACUCGUUGGGCUCCUCCUUGCUGACGUAGCGCCCAGUGUGUUGCGAGAGACGGGGCUGAGGCAUGUAUACAGGGCGCUAAGGAAAGAUGUCAAAGCCAUGAGGAGAUCCAUGCCACGAUGGAGGAUUGAAAACGAUAUACAGGUCCCAAACAUAUCUAUUUCAAAUCGUGUACCGGAUCUUUUGUCUAGUCCUCCAUCAUCCAGCAUUGUAUCGAGCACGCGUGCUGCCCCGCCAGCUUCCCCAACUCCGAUCCUGCAGAGACGCUCAACAUCAAACUCGCCCUCCAGCCAAGUAACCUCUUCCGUGACGAACACUCUUACGCGUGAAGUUGUUCUAGGACCCUCCCCGGCCCUCAUUCACAUUGAUGUCGACCCUGAAUUUCCUCCUUCUUUCAACCCAGACACACCCUCUCCUCGCUCGUCCCUUCUCUCUAACACGUCUGAUUCUUUAAGGCACGACCAGGCUAUACCGAUUCAAGAUGACGACCGGGUACACACUGCCGUGCCGUCUCACAUGCAAGAACAAGAGCAGGAACAGGGUGCAGACCUCAGCGUGCUCGACUUAACUCCACCCGUAGCUGCAGUCGGAAUAGCAUUCACAUCCAAAAUCAUCUCCCCUACCCCCCGCUCAUAUAUUGAAGGUCUCCCUCUCAUCUCAGAUUCUGAGAUCGAUCUUUCUAUCCAUGCGCCACCAGUUCUACCACUAGAAUCACGUCCUGCUUCCCGUGUAAGGAAUUUAUCAUCCACCUUUGGCGCGGGCAUAUCGAACCAAAACACUGGCACCGGUGUCAGGGAAGUUGGUAAGGACCGAGGCCCUGAUAUUGGGAAAUCACGCACGCCACCUCAUCAACGGGCGAGCUCAGCGGGGGUGUCGGUACAAAAUAAGCCUAUUUCCGGUAAUCAGCCGAAUUCGACAGGACACAGCAGCAAAUGGGAACACUCGAUGCUUCGUCAUCCUGAACAGAUCAUCCUGUCCGAUAGUGCUGCUGGAAUCGGCGGGUUUGCAAUACGGCCAGACGGCCAGACGCCUCAACAUUCCGGCACGCCUCAAGCACAUCCUGGUAGUGACGGUGUGCACAUGAGCUCAGUGCUUGGUUUGAGUACGCCACUCUCCCCGCCCAAGACCCCCGCCACUCUCCCAGACCUAACGCCCGCUUCAGCACCCCAGAUCAAGCCGCCAACGCCAGCGCCCUUCACCAAACCGCCAACGCCAACGCCACCGCCACCCACUAAACCGCUAACGCCAGCGCCAGCGCCACUUACCACACCCGCACCCGCACUUCCAUCCAAGACCCCUACACCACCUGCACCUCUCUCCAGGACCCAUACACCGAUGCCGCCAGCGCCACUAACUAAACCGCCAACGCCAGCGCCACUCACCACACCCACGCCUGCACUUCUAUCCAAGACCCCCACACCUGCACCUCUCUCCAGGACCCAUACACCGAUGCCCACGUCCAAAUCGAGGUGUACAAGCCCAGGUCUCACAUCCACUUCCGUCCGCAACCAUACCGAUUACGACCCUGCGAACCCAAUUCGUCCUAUGCCAGGCCUCAAAUCUCCAUCUACCGAACCAGACCCAAUUUUCCCAGAUGUGGGAGCGCGUAAUGAAUCUACCACGAGGGUGUUUAAUCCGUUAGAUACCAGCGGUGCUGAUAUUUAUGAUGAUCCACCACCACCAUUCAAAGAAUUCGAGUCGCCUGUGCAUCCGCGUGGGGUGAAUUUUGGUGCAGGCAUUGGUGAUGGGAAGCGACCAGGCGAACAGGUCACGGAGGGUUCCAAAGGUCAGGGUGCUGUUGCCAAGCCGCCAGCUGCCGAGGGUGAUGCGAAAGGAGAAGAGCAGGAUAAGGUCUCCAAAGGGGAAGGAGAAGAGGCAAUUACAAACACGAAUAUCGGAGAUGCGGAUGGCGUGGGUGGACAAGACUCCGGUGAGGAUACCAAAGGGAACAUUGAGACUUCAAACGCUGGGGACAAUGCCCGAGGUGCGGAUAGCCCGAACCGAGAGGAUUGUGCUCGAGAGAACGGCAAGGAUAGUCAAGAGCCAGAAAAUAGUGAACAAGGUAAUCAGGGACCGGUCGAUGAUAGUCAAGUUGCCAACCUUGCAAGUGGUGAUACCCAAGUCGCAGGCGAUGAUUCCCAAGAUACAGGUAUGUGUGUCCACUAAGGCGAUUUGAACUAAGCCAAAGCUUUACCUCCAGACUCUGGCCCCAAACCAGAGCCGACGCGUCUCACUCCUGCCCAAGAAGAGGCUGAAACCCACCGCCAUGCCUUCCUACUUAAAGAAGUGACCCGACUCGAGGAAUCACGCAAACGGGAGAUAAUGGACUCUUCUGAUGAUCAGUGCCCUUCUGAGAUUCAGGCUCGUCUGAGUGCCGUGAAAGCAAGAAUUUCAAGGAUCAUUUUCGCUGGUACGUUCGUGUUCCGUAGAUCUCGCACUGUCUUGCUUACUAUA